AAACUCCAACACAAAAUGCCCGAAAAGGACCCCUAUCCCACCUUAUAGCACAAGGCUUUUCUUCCUCCUCUUCAUUCUCACCCCCAAUCAAGAAUUUCGCGUUCCACAGCAUUGCGUGGCUCAGCUUGAUGCAUUUUACUGUACCAGAAUUCCUGGGGUCCUCAACCCCUCAUUCGCUACCGUCCUGCCUGCCGACGAUCACUGAGGUCAUCCUAGCGGUCAGCAGCGUCUGUAAUUCGCUCCUCUCUUUUAUCUUCUCCGCUAUGCAAUUGUAUGGAGGGAUUGAUAGGUUCCUGUUACAAAUUCUGGUGGACGGAGAGCUGAACUGCUGGGGUUGGGGGAGGCAACGCGGUGGAUAUGAUGUCGGGAUAGCGGGGUCCCUGGAAGGGUUAGUGACAACGACGCUGAUAUGGACCUUUCUUGGGGAUUGUGAUAGUAGAAUUGCGAUCUGCCGGGUAUGUUGUUCCUCGUCCGUCAUGUUAUAUACUCUCUGUUCUUGCUCUUUCUUUUUACAACAGUUUGCAACGCAAUCCGAAGCUUGUGCAAGCCUACGGGAGGUAGUCACUGCUCCAUGCUUCAGCAAUUAUAAAUUCUUCUACCACCAGCAACAAGUACAUCUCUCUCUCUACGCAACUCCAAGCCUUUGCAGACACAUUCUCCAGGCUCAGCACCGUCCCUUUAUACCACAAGCAACAAGCGCAACUCUUUUCCGCAGACGGACCAAGCACAAAUGCAAAUGUUAUACGGCCUAAUAAACAUCCCCGAUUUCCGGCCCUCGCAAGCCCAUCCCCUCCACCGUGCCAAACGCAAGGCAAUCGAGAAAGCGAACCCACGUUUCGACCUCAAGGAAGCGGGCUUGAAAGCCGCUG
Hyaloscypha bicolor E is the source of this 869-nucleotide messenger RNA. RefSeq lists its product as uncharacterized. The record is from RefSeq and is a predicted model, not a curated record. The coding region runs from base 129 to 752 and encodes 207 amino acids. NCBI's taxonomy places the organism in Eukaryota, Fungi, Ascomycota, Leotiomycetes, Helotiales, Hyaloscyphaceae. The transcript has a single exon.